UUCCCUACAACCCAACACUAGAUCUGUCUUUGUGUCCCACGAACGCACACGUUCUGUGCGUUUUUGUGUUUGGUCUUGUCCUUAAAUUUCUUCGAAGUCCCUACUUCACUCAUCAAGAUGGGUAGGGAGGACAAGGCUACUUGGAAGACUAACUACUUCACCAAAAUCAUCCAACUCUUAGACGAGUAUCCGAAAUGCUUCUUAGUGGGAGCAGACAACGUGGGUUCGACCCAGAUGCAGCAGAUCCGUAUCUCGCUGCGAGGCCACAGUAUCGUGCUGAUGGGCAAGAACACAAUGAUGCGCAAAGCUAUCAAAGACCACCUGGAGAACAACCCGGCCCUGGAGAAGCUGCUGCCACACAUCAAGGGAAAUGUUGGAUUUGUGUUCACCCGCGGAGACUUGGUGGAGGUGCGUGAUAAACUGCUGGAGAACAAGGUGCGCGCGCCUGCUCGUCCUGGUGCUAUCGCGCCUCUUUCCGUCGUCAUCCCGGCACACAACACCGGUCUGGGCCCUGAGAAGACCUCUUUCUUCCAGGCCCUCUCUAUCCCCACCAAGAUUUCCAAGGGUACCAUUGAAAUCAUCAACGAUGUGCACAUCCUGAAGCCCGGCGACAAGGUGGGCGCCUCUGAGGCCACACUCCUCAACAUGUUGAACAUCUCACCCUUCUCGUAUGGUCUGGUCGUUAAACAGGUGUAUGACUCUGGCACCAUUUUCGCGCCGGCGAUCCUGGACAUAAAGCCAGAGGACCUGCGCGCCAAGUUCAUGGAGGGUGUGGCAAAUGUGGCUGCGCUUUCGCUGGCUGCAGGAUACCCCACGCUGGCCUCCGCCCCGCACUCCAUCGCCAACGGAUUCAAGAACCUGCUCGCCAUCGCCGCAGUUACAGAAGUCGAGUUCAAAGAGGCCACCACUAUCAAGGAGUUCAUCAAGGACCCGAGCAAGUUCGCGGCAGCUGCAGUGUCAGCCCCGGCCGCAGCAGCGCCAGUCGCAGACAAGAAGGAGGAGGAGAAGAAGCCCGAGAAGGAGGAGUCCGAAAGCGACGACGACAUGGGCUUCGGUCUCUUUGACUAAACUGUUGUGGCUUAGUCUCGCUCCCACUGUGACAGGACUCGUCGCGCCGCCGGCUCGGACAGCUAUAUGGCGGCCAACACAAGUCUACACAGCGGUUGCUAGUCAAUAAAUGCUACUAUGAC
This is a messenger RNA of Papilio machaon (common yellow swallowtail), 1190 nucleotides long. It is a transcript of the gene RpLP0, whose product is annotated as 60S acidic ribosomal protein P0. The record is from RefSeq and is a predicted model, not a curated record. The transcript is spliced from 7 exons. Gene Ontology annotation, molecular function: large ribosomal subunit rRNA binding; structural constituent of ribosome. NCBI's taxonomy places the organism in Eukaryota, Metazoa, Arthropoda, Insecta, Lepidoptera, Papilionidae. Gene Ontology annotation, cellular component: cytosolic large ribosomal subunit. The coding region runs from base 118 to 1068 and encodes 316 amino acids. Gene Ontology annotation, biological process: cytoplasmic translation; ribosomal large subunit assembly; ribosome biogenesis.